AUGAAGUAUAUUUGUUUGAUAUUAUCAUUAUUGUUAGUGUUGAUUGUUAAAGUGAGUUCAAAACAAUUAAAUCGCUAUGUGAUUACGAACAACUCAUAUUACGAGCCGUACGAGAAGUUAUUUAACAAAAAACCAAGUGUAAACUUUAACGAUACGUAUUACAAUCGUUACUUGCAAAAUUCAAAUAACAAAAUUUAUAAUGUAACAAAGAUUCGAGUAUGUUUUAAAAAUCAUUUUAAAAGUCAAGAUCCACGCUUAGAUCGAUACGCUAAUCAAUUUAAAGAUGGUCGAACAAUUGCUGAGUAUAUUUUGUCGAAAUUAAGCAAAUAUACUGCGUUAAAAUUUUGGCUAACCUCGAAAAAAUGUCAAAUGACAAUUGAUUUAGAUGAUCCAGAAUUACGUUUGGCUGGUUUAUGUUGGUUUUAUGCGAGAGAAGGACAACCUCGAGCAAAUAUUUCAGUGAGUGCGAAAGAAAUUAAAAAUAUGGCAAAAACAUUUAACAUUUCACCGUUACGUGCAUACAUGCAAAUUUUAAUGCAUGAAAUUUUACAUGGAUUAGGAAUUGAUCAUAGUAUUGAUGAUACGAAUUCGAAAUCAAUUAUUCGAAGUGUGUACGAUUAUACGGCGAAACAAUUAAUCUACAAGAAAGAUGUUUAUAUCUUACGAUCGAUAUAUGGUGUUCAACGGGCAUUGUCUGUGGACAGUAAGAAAAUAUCAGAGUAUACGGAUCCUGGUGUUUGGGAAACUAAUCUCAUGGAUGCAGUAGUGAGUUUUGAGAAGAAAGAAAAGUCUAGAACUGGAUCAAAGAGAAAAUCGAAGAAAAAACGAGCUCAUAAUCUGUAAGAAAAAUUUGUUGAGUUGAAAAAACUAAAAAUUGUGUCUAGAUCAACUUUGGCCAAGUUGCUAAAGCUUUUGGCAUGAAUCGAAUAGACCCGGGUUUGAUUCCUGGAACGUGUGUUUUUUUUUCAAAUCUCUUUAAUUAAGAUUGACUCAACAUGGUAUUUGUAUUUAUAGUUUACGCCAUUGUAUCGAAAAAAUAUCAAUUAUUAUCGAAAGAUUUUGACGUUUUAAAUUUGUAUGAAAAAUUUUGUAAACAAACUAAUUUUUUUAUACCAAAAAACAUUUUUCUACCUCAAUUAAACAGGAGAAUCCGAACUCUAACUGUGAAAUCAAAUUUGUUUACAAUAAACAAUAUAAUAUUCUUUUAA
Chrysoperla carnea is the source of this 1208-nucleotide messenger RNA. RefSeq lists its product as uncharacterized. The record is from RefSeq and is a predicted model, not a curated record. Gene Ontology annotation, molecular function: metallopeptidase activity. Lineage: Eukaryota; Metazoa; Arthropoda; Insecta; Neuroptera; Chrysopidae. The transcript is spliced from 2 exons. Bases 1 to 843 code for a protein of 280 amino acids.